UUGCAAUCGCACAUUUGACAGACACAUCAUCAUGGCCGGCCGGAAGUUUGAGGACCUCGUUGAUCAGUUCGAUAAGUCCAACAGCUACUGCUUGAACGAAGAUCCGAGCUUCGGGUAUGGGAACUUGUUCAUCGGGGAUGAGUCGCUCGUGUUGAAGAGCGAAGCCGACGAACAAUUGCUGAUCCACUUGGAAUUCAAAGAAGCCGUCAAGAUCCACUCCAUUUCUCUCAAAGCCCCCAAAGACGACAGCGCGCCUUCUGUGGUCAAACUGUUCGUAAAUCGCAACAACUUGGGAUUCUCGGACGUGACAGACAUUGAGCCAACGCAAAAGUUGGAUUGGACACAAGAUCAGUUGCAGUCGGGGACGCCGGUCGAAUUGCGCUUCGUCAAGUUUCAACGCGUGACGUCAUUGACGAUUUUCGUGGAAGAGAACCACGGCGGGGAAAUCUCGGCGUUGUCCAGCCUCAAGCUGUUCGGCGAAUCAAUCCAAGGUACCAACAUGAACGACUUGAAGAGUCAAGGCCACGAGCAUUAAGUGCACCCGCCUUGCAAGUCUCUUAGUACGACUUUCCUAGCACUUUCGUUAGCUCUUAUCAACAACGCGCAGAGCACGACCCCAUUGAAAGGGGAUCAAAUCUGGUCAUGCCACGUACAUCUACACCCCAAUGGAGCAGCGCAUACCAUUCCACUUGCACUUGCUGCGUUGGCUGCAAGCAUUCUACUCGGCAUGAGAGAUACAGGAAGGAGAACUAGCC
Molecule: messenger RNA, 755 nt
Organism: Aphanomyces astaci
Lineage: Eukaryota; Oomycota; Saprolegniomycetes; Saprolegniales; Verrucalvaceae
Exons: 6
Coding region: 32-535 (167 amino acids)
Source: RefSeq, a predicted model, not a curated record